AUGGCGGAUGACCUGGACUAUCUCUCCCCUGAUUUCGAUCUUAACUCUCUGACGGUACCACGUCUCCGGUCCAUUCUAGUCAGCCAUGAUAUUCCAUACCCGGCCUCUGCGAAGAAGGCGCAGCUUAUACGAAUUCUGGAGGAUGAGGUUCUACCUCAGGCGAGGAGAUUACUACGGGAUCGCGAGCGAGUGAGGCGAACGAGUGAUGGGAUUACCGAUAUGGGAAGUCGCGCAACAUCAGUAGUUAGUGAUUUCAAUGAUCGACAAGAAGAUGAAGGCAGAGAUUCGAUGCCGCCACCACCAACACCUUCGACAGUCUCAACGGCAACUGGGGGGAGGCGAGGACGAUCGAGAAUGAGUACGCGAGCCUCGACCGCCGAUAUUGAUGAUAGAACCGCUCCGGCCACACCGUCCACAAUUUCUAGACGUACAGUACCGAGAUCAGAGUCGAAGCGCCUUCGCGCAUCUGAAUAUCAAUAUCAUCAUGACACCCCUGCAACACCGGUCGCAGCAGACGUCGCUACUCCCCGAAAAUCGACUACUAGGAAACUUCGGAGAAGCGAGAUGACACCAUCGACUGAGCCAGAGCCCAUGGCACGGCCAAUCAAAGAAGAGCCUAAGGAAGAGAGCGUUUUCACUUAUGACAACCCAUUCCAGAGUGGAAGUUCUCCUGCCCUGUGGUCCGAGAAAAAGCGAAAGAGUGGAUCGCUACUUCCAACCGAGAGCCCUGCUCGGGAUCAGGGUCUGCGGGCUAGAAAGUCUGACGCAUUCAUUAAACAAGAAGACGGUGCUACUCCAUCCAGGCGAUCUUCCUUCCAAUUCCCUAUCUCGAAGUUGAAAUCACCCCCCAGGCAACUUGAAUCUGUGGCGGAUGAGGAGGACGAGAGUGAGCUCAGUGCUGGCGAAGAGUUCACACCGGAGGAACAACUUGCAUUAGAAAGGGAGCAGGCGGACUUGUGGUACCCCCCUGCCCCAGACCGACAACAACAGCAAGGCUCAACGAGUCGCGCAGCGCCUUGGAUCAUUAUCCUACUGCUGGUUGCUGGAUUUGGUGUUUGGUGGCGGAAAGAGAAGAUUGAGAUUGGAUUUUGCGGCAUUGGAAAGCCCACUUGGUCAUUGGCCGAGACUCGGAUUCCUGAGUGGGCAAACGUCUUGGAGCCACAAUGUGAACCCUGUCCUGCCCAUGCGUUCUGCUACCCCGACUUUGAAGCACUCUGCGAGCAUGAUUUCAUCCUGAAGGCGCAUCCUCUGUCUCUGGGCGGCUUGGUUCCCCUGCCUCCGACUUGCGAGCCUGACAGUGAGAAAGCGCGGCGCGUCAAAGCCGUUGCUGAUAAAGCUGUGGAGGAGCUGCGUGACAGAAGAGCCAAAUGGGAAUGUGGGGAACUCGCAGAUGACGGCCAAGGGCAAAAGGGCCAGAGAUCAGUGAACCGGAUUUGA
Molecule: messenger RNA, 1437 nt
Organism: Aspergillus nomiae NRRL 13137
Lineage: Eukaryota; Fungi; Ascomycota; Eurotiomycetes; Eurotiales; Aspergillaceae
Product: putative sister chromatid separation protein (Src1)
Exons: 1
Coding region: 1-1437 (478 amino acids)
Cellular component (GO): nuclear inner membrane
Molecular function (GO): chromatin binding
Source: RefSeq, a predicted model, not a curated record